GGCGACCGUUUGAAAGAUGGCGGCUCCCACGCAGAAGAAUAACAAGCCGGGGAAACCUGGAGGAAAAGAGGCUCAGCCUCUGAUAAUCGCCAAAACUCCGGCUGAGGAACAGCGUCUGAAGUUGGAGAGGCUGAUGAGGAACCCGGACAAGCUUGCUCCCAUUCCCGACCGACCGAAAGAGUGGAACCCCCGGGCUCCUCCCGAGUUUGUCCGGGACGUGAUGGGCUCCAGCGCCGGGGCAGGCAGCGGGGAGUUCCACGUUUAUCGGCACCUCCGUCGCAGAGAAUAUCAGCGACAGGACUUUCUUGACAAAAUGGCAGAGAAGGUGAAAGAGGACCUGGACUACUUGGACAAAGUGGAGCAAAAUAAACAGGAAGCUGAAGAGCGGACGGCGAAGCGCAGGAAGAAGCGGGACAAGCUGAAGCAGAAGAAACUGAUGGCAAAGAAGGCGAAACUAGAGGCCCAAAACAAGAAAGAUGACGACGACAAAAGCUCAGACAGCAGUGAAGAAGAACAAGCAGAGGAGGAGAGAGAGGCUGAGGAUGAUGCUGAGGCUCCUAGCUUCGUCAUGGGAAAGAAAUGACCCCCCUAUGUCUUUACCAGGACAGGACUCUGGUGUUGAUGUUCCUUGGUGGUAAUGAAGCCAUGGAGAACCUACGUUUAAAUGCCACCCUAAAGAUUGUGAUACUUUUACAACUAUCAAUUAUCAAAAAUGAUGGCUUGCCUAGUUCAAUAGGCAGAAAACCACCGUGAGAGAAGGAUUUUAAGCACCCAAGGAAAUUGAAAUAGAAAAAUAUGUUGACCUGUUUUUCUUACAAUGAUCAGACUAAAGUGUUUAAUUCUCAUGUCUCUCUCAUGCUGUUGUCAUCAGGGGCUUUUUAAGUUUCCUAAGAUAUUUUCAGACUUCUGACGUGUAAUUACUAAGAUGGUGGAAAAUCCUUCACAUUUUAAGAAAUAAAAUGUUUUGAUAUGAAAGUACAUUUGGGUAUUUUG
Messenger RNA from Cheilinus undulatus (humphead wrasse), 993 nucleotides. It is a transcript of the gene prkrip1, whose product is annotated as PRKR interacting protein 1. The coding region runs from base 17 to 583 and encodes 188 amino acids. Gene Ontology annotation, molecular function: double-stranded RNA binding; protein kinase binding; protein kinase inhibitor activity. Gene Ontology annotation, biological process: negative regulation of protein kinase activity. The transcript has a single exon. Gene Ontology annotation, cellular component: nucleolus. Lineage: Eukaryota; Metazoa; Chordata; Actinopteri; Labriformes; Labridae. The record is from RefSeq and is a predicted model, not a curated record.